AAACAGCUCGUCAACCACCUCGGUAUUUUGCUAGACUACAUAGCCGAAAGAUUCAAGCUAUUUAUACGCUUUCGGUGUAUAUUAGCUGAUGUGUUUUAGACACACCUUUGUUGUAUCUACUUGUUAACCUAUUUAAUUUAAUAUUACGUUAUUUUGUAUUAGUCAGCUAUAGUAGUUGGCUGGUUAAGUUAGCACUAGCCUAGUCGCUAAUGAUAGCUAGAUAACAUCCCCGACCAUGAGCUCCCUAAACUACUCCCCUCCUGUUAAAGAAGAGGAGAUCUGCUGGACGGAGAAAGAAGCUCUGGGGCUGAACAUUGUGGUGAAAGAGGAGAAGGAAGAGGAUGUCACAGUUAAAAAAGAAGUAGAUGGUGAGUCUGUUACACUGAAAGAAGAAGAGAAAGACUUUUCAGUGAAAGAAGAGGAAGAUGCGUUCAUAGUGAAAGAGGAGGAGGAUGUUAAAGUAAAAGAAGAGGACGGGAAAGAGGAUGUAGUUUUUGGAGUGAAGAAGGAAGGGGAGAUUACUGUCACAUUGAAAGAUGAAGAGGUGGAGAUAGGAGAUCUGAUUAACACCAGAGAGAGAUGUGACCAUCGUGGAUCCUCUGGGGACCCUCAACAACCUCAUGAUGCUGACGAGGCAGAGAAGAGUCUCUCCAGAUCAGAACUCCUCCAGAAACACCAGCAGAGACCCACCGGGAAGAUAUCUAACUGCUGCUCUGAUUGUGGGUUAUAUUUCUCAAUACCAAAUUCACUAAAGGAACACCUGAGAAUACACAUUGGAGGGAAAUCUCACUGCUGCUCUGACUGUGGGAAGAUAUUCAACUCUUCAUCAGACCUUAAAAUGCAUCAACGAAUUCACACAGGAGAGAAAUCUUAUAGCUGUGAUCAAUGUGGGAAGAGAUAUACUACAUCUAGCAAUCUAACUAUACACCAGAGAACACACAAAGGAGAUAAACAAUAUAGCUGUGAUCAAUGUGGGAAGAGUUUUGGUGCAUAUCAAUGUCUGACUAGACACCAGAGAACACACACAGGAGAGAAACCUUAUAGCUGUGAUCAAUGUGGGAAGAGUUUUGGUGCAAAUCAAUGUCUGACUUUACACCAGAGAACACACACAGGAGAGAAACCUUAUAGUUGUACUCAAUGUGGGAAGAGUUUUUCAAGAUCUAGCUGUCUAACAAAACACCAGAGAACACACACAGGAGAGAAACCUCAUAGCUGUAAUCAAUGUGUGAAGAGUUUCUCUACAUCUAGCUAUCUAAAGAUACACCAGAGAACACACACAGGAGAGAAACCUUAUAGCUGUUAUCAAUGUAGGAAGAGAUACUAUGAUAAAUGGUCUCUGAUUAGACAUCAGAAAAUACAUGGAUUUGUUUCAUGAUAUCAAUGAAAUAAUGUCACAAUGUAGAAUGUUUAAACAUUGUAAAUCAAAUCAAAUUUAUUUAUAUAGACAGCUGAUAUCUCAAAGUGCUGUACAGAAACCCAGCCUAAAACCCCAAACAGCAAGCAAUGCAGGUGUAGAAGCACGGUGGUUAGGAAAAACUCCCUAGAAAGGCCAAAACCUAGGAAGAAACCUAGAGAGGAACCAGGCUAUGUGGGGUGGCCAGUUCUCUUCUGGCUGUGCCAGGUGGAGAUUAUAACAGACAUGGCCAAGAUGUUCAAAUGUUCAUAAAUGACCAGCAUGGUCGAAUAAUUAUAAGGCAGAACAGUUGAAACUGGAGCAGCAGCACGGCCAGGUGGACUGGGGACAGCAAGGAGUCAUCAUGUCAGGUAGUCCUGGGGCAUGGCCAAAAUGUUCAUAAAUGACCAGCAUGGUCGAAUAAUAAUAAGGCAGAACAGUUGAAACUGGAGCAGCAGCACGGCCAGGUGGACUGGGGACAGCAAGGAGUCAUCAUGUCAGGUAGUCCUGGGGCAUGGUCCUAGGGCUCAGGUCCUCCGAGAGAGAAAAGGAGAGAAUUAGAGAACGCACACUUAGAUUCACACAGGACACCGAAUUGGACAGGAGAAGUACUCCAGAUAUAACAAACUGACCCCAGCCCCCCGACACAUAAAUUACUGCAGCAUAAAUACUGGAGUAUUUAGUAGGAGUAUUUUAAUAAUGUCACAAUGUAGAAUGUUUAAACAUUGUAGUAGGAGUAUUUUAAUAAUGUCACAAUGUAGAAUGUUUAAACAUUGUAGUAGGAGUAUUUUAAUGUCAUAAUGUAGAAGCCUAAAUGUUUCCCCCUGUUCUAUUGAUUUCAGCUCUGGAUAUGGAUAUAUAUUAGCCUCAGGGGAAAAUCCAGGCUCUGUAUUGAAACAAUACUAUUUAUGAGAUUUAACAAAAAGAGCUGUGUUACACUUACCACGUUGGUGACCCACUUCAAUCAUAAUGCAACACUUCAAAAUGUAGCUAGCUGUUUGUUUUCUUCAAGUUGUCCUCGAACCAGGGAUGUACACAUUAUUCCCAUAUUCUGUGUAGUUUUUGAGCUGUUCGUUUUAACAGGACGUGCAACCUCAUCUCCCUCCUCUCGGCACAAUUGAUUUCAACGUGAUAUCGAUGAGUUAUGACAAAUAAGUGUUGUGUUCCUUUGUUUAGCGACCCCUACAUUUAAAUGCAUCACUGUUGCCCUGCUUUUAGAAUAUCAGGGUUCAUUCUCAGAUGUGCCAACCAAAAUGUACUAGAGCAUGACAUUGGGGACUGGGCCCCGAUCGAACAACAUGACUAUCUAGUGAACCCUGAAAAGAGAGAGAAGCUCCGCAGUGAGGUGGAAAGUUAUUACGGAUAUUUCAUUAGUUUCCUCUUGAAAUCAGACAUGUCUGUGGUAAGGACAACUUGGUUGCUGAUUGUUUCAAGGGUGGGAAGUCAAAAAUAUUUGUGUUUUGCAUUUAACCAGUGCGUUACCAUGGAUCACAAUUUAUCUUGACAUGUUUUUCCGUGUUGUAAAUGAGUUUUAUCUCUUAUUCUUUUCUGUAUUUUGUUGAAACUGCACUGUUGGUGAGGGGGUCAAAAAGUAAGCAUUUCACUGUUGUAUUCAGCGCAUGUGAUAUGAUUUGAGUUUAUUUUGGGGUUCCUUCCAAGGGGACGAGAGUUCUAGAAGCUUGUGAGUUUUAGGAAAAAAGAGAAAAGAUAUGAUUGUAUAUUAUUAUUUAGAAAUGCAUGUUUUUUUCUUGUUUUUAAUUGUUGACAGCCAGUAGACACCAUGUUUAUAUUGAUGAAAGUAAAGCAUUGUAGUUGAUUAUAAUGUGAAAUGGAAGUCGUUUUCUUGUCAGUUGUUCAACUGAAAUGUGUCUUCGGCACACUGAUUGGUGUCACCUCGUUAGUCAGUAUGUGUUACACCUGUGCUGGCUUGUCCAUCUCGUUAGUGGGAAGGUGUUUCACCUGAGCUGGUCCAGGUUCUAUUUAAAAGUGUCUGGCCCAGUGCUCCAGUUGUCUUGAUAGAUGUGGAUGUUCAGUUGUUUUUUUUCAUUGUUUUUCCUGUGAAGCCAUUGUGUUGCGUCCAUGUCUGAAAUGUGCUGUAUAAAUAAAGCUUGAUUUGAUUUGAA
This is a messenger RNA of Oncorhynchus masou masou (cherry salmon), 3516 nucleotides long. RefSeq names its product gastrula zinc finger protein XlCGF17.1-like. The record is from RefSeq and is a predicted model, not a curated record. Gene Ontology annotation, molecular function: DNA-binding transcription factor activity, RNA polymerase II-specific; RNA polymerase II cis-regulatory region sequence-specific DNA binding. The transcript has 2 exons. Gene Ontology annotation, biological process: regulation of transcription by RNA polymerase II. Bases 236 to 1375 code for a protein of 379 amino acids. Lineage: Eukaryota; Metazoa; Chordata; Actinopteri; Salmoniformes; Salmonidae.